This is a messenger RNA of Blastomyces dermatitidis ER-3, 1405 nucleotides long. Its product is annotated as nucleolus protein. The transcript has a single exon. Gene Ontology annotation, molecular function: rRNA (adenine) methyltransferase activity. Gene Ontology annotation, cellular component: nucleolus. NCBI's taxonomy places the organism in Eukaryota, Fungi, Ascomycota, Eurotiomycetes, Onygenales, Ajellomycetaceae. The coding region runs from base 69 to 1160 and encodes 363 amino acids. The record is from RefSeq and is a predicted model, not a curated record.
AAAACAGCGUCGAAAAAUGGGAUGCUCUGAGUGGCUUGCACCCCCAUCUUACAGACUAUACUAAUAAGAUGACAAUAACCAGCGUCCGCCGCAGGCCCAAGCCCAAGACCAAAAGAAAAACCCCCGGCUCCCUCUCUCAUGGCCGCCCACCGACCGCCACCAGCAAACCCGCUGCGUCCCUCUCCGCCAAAGCAACACGCACCCUCAUCCACGCCCACCACCAGCUCCACAAAGCCCGUGCCCGCGCCCUCGCUGAGAACAACGAAGCGCUCGUGCACGACCUGGACAGGCAGAUCGCGGCACAUGGCGGGCUCGAGGGCUACCAGCUAGCCAGCAAGAAGGGCCAGUCGAAGGAGCGGGGCGGUGAUUCCAGCAAAGUGCUUGUGGACUGGUUGGCGCCUGUGUUUGAGAAGCUGCACCUGCAGCGGCGGAAACUGCAGAAGGAACAGGGCGGCGGUGAUAAAGAAGAGGGUUAUGAUGGAAACGGUGACUCAAAAGUCGAAAGGCGAGAGGAGAAACCACAACUAAAACCAAAACUACGACUACGACCGUGCGCGCAAAUACGGUUACUCGAAGUCGGCGCGCUGAGUACCUCCAACGCCUGCUCGCGCGUUGGCUUGCUGGAUGUCACGCGGAUUGACCUGCAUUCACAGGAGAAGGGCAUCCUGCAGCAGGAUUUCAUGGAGCGCCCAUUGCCCGCAUGCGAGGAGGAAAAGUUCCAUAUCAUCAGCCUAUCGCUGGUGUUGAACUAUGUCUCGGAUCCGGCGGGGAGGGGGGAGAUGCUACGGCGGACAACGGCGUUUUUGACACCGCCGCCGCCGCCGCUACUGCGGCCGUUUACCGGGACGGUAGGGGAUGCGGCAUCAGGAGACGUUUCGGAUACACAGCCUAGUAGCAGCACAUAUUUACCGUGUUUAUUUCUCGUCCUGCCCGCGGCGUGCGUGCUGAAUUCCCGGUAUUUUACCGAGGGACGGCUGCGGACUAUCAUGGCGAGCUUGGGGUAUAAGAUGGUGCAGAGGAAGGUGACGUCGAAGCUUAUAUAUUACCUUUGGGAAUAUAACGUUGCUAAUGCAACUACUACUGCUGCCGCUGCUGUUUUUAAGAAGGAGAUGCUGAACCCCGGUGGGAAUAGGAAUAAUUUUACUGUUACUCUAGGUUAGGUUCUUUAAGAUAUGGAAAGGGCACAUCGCCUCACAGCUAGCCACAAGCUUUCAAUUAUAGACGCUUGUGUAUACAAUCAAUAGUUUGCACAUAGACAAUUGACAGGAAGUUUGUUCCAUCUUGAUUGCUCAUAUGCCAUUCAUAACUCGUAUAACCUGAAGGGUUAGUCGAUCAUUCCAAUCAGGAAGACCGCCAUCAGAUAUUCCCCUAUAUCUCUCCACAAAAAAAAAAAAAAAAAAAAAAA